AUGGAGCCCUUCAUGCGUCCGCGGAAUCAGCGUCGGGUGCUCGGAGAGCAACAUGUCAACACGGACACCACACCCCUCUUGGACCCCCUGAGGACUACGGAGCUCCAUCCACCGUACUACGGGGUUCAGGCGCUUGAGCACAUGUCUACGACCAUAGCCUUAGAUGCAAAUGGACGCGGUGCGCUUCUUGCACAAGCACGCGAGAAAGAGCUCGAACUACAGGCUAUGUACGCGCUGUUGAACGCUGGGGCACCUAUCAACCGACUACCCGUCGAACUGCUCGUCGAGAUCUUCAACCAUAUUCAGGGAAUGGACCUCUCGCGCGCGUUUUUCUGGACCGAUAUCCUUCGCGUCUGCAGGCAUUGGUUCGUUGUCGGUUCGACGGCCGCGAAGCUCUGGAAGAACCUCAAAGUCACGGGCAGCACGAACCUAUUGCGCACCGGUCUAGCGCGCUCAAGAGGCGCGGAGGUCACCAUAGAGAUGAUGAAUCUUUUCACUCAUCCCCUUCCCGAAGCCGCCCCCUUCGUCGCGCCCCACCUUCAUCGUGUGCGUCGCCUCAGGCUCUGGAAGAUCCCAGCCGAUACCGUGCCUGCACUAGUCCAGUUCAUGGACAAUGACAUGCCCGCGCUGCGGUGCUUCUUUGCCCAUAUCGAUCCGCAAGCUGCUGAAUUGAUCCUUGACUUUUCUCCCGCACGCUUUCCUCGGCUGGAGGAGCUCAGGGUCUCGCGCAUCCACAUCUUUGGCGACCUCUCUGUCUUCGCGCAGCUGCGAAUUCUCAGUCUCACCGGCUGCGUCCGCAGCACCCCCAUGUUGAAGACUGCGACCUUCCUGGACGCCCUGCGCCGCAUGGAGAACAUCGAAGAACUCGUGUUGUCCAACAUACGGGUCUGCGACCUCGGCAGCGCAUCGCCAUUCGCGGGCAUGGACAGUGUGGUGCUAAGCAAAUUGCAGAAGUUUGCCGUGACUAAUACAGAAGGACCGCUCAUCAAGCAAUUGCUCUCCAUGAUCACUCUCCCCGCCAGCGCCACCAUCUCUUUGAGUGCCCCCCAACAGGGCGAAACACUCGCGGGGAACACCGCGAACAUCAACGCGUUCCUUCCCAAGGAUAGACGCUGUCUACCCAUCCUCACCACCAUCGUAGAGGCGCACAUUGUCAUGUUCUCCGACGUCCAUUGUGUCGAAGGAUACACGACCACACCAGCUCCAAUUACGAGUGACGGCGCUUCUCUCGACUUGAGGCUCGAUGUGCCCGACGACGGCUUCGGCGAUGACUUAAACGUCGGCCCCGAGGACGUCAUCGAGGUCCUCCGCGACUCGCCGCUGGAGUACGUCACCAUCGAGGUCAGCUCCGCGGUCGUCUCCCAGGUGAACUGGCGAGACUUCUUCGCGGCGAACCCGACGUUGCGCGUCCUGGAUCUCGUUGUAUCCGAAGACACCCUGCUCGUCUCCUUCGACGUGAUCUUCUCGGCGCUGGACCCCGGAGAUGCGCCGGCGCCUGCAGCCCACGGCGCAGGGGCCGACGCAGGCCCCAGCGCGGACAUGGUGCUCUGUCCGAAGCUACGGUCCUUGCGUUUGUACGGGCUGUCCGCGACCCCAGCCACGCUCUUGGAUACCGUGUCAGCAAGCCUGGAGAACCGACGUCGCAAGCUGGGGAAGCCGGGCGAGCACGCGCUCGACGAUCUUGUGUUGGGCCUGGUGGACCAUCCCGAUGAAUUGGCCUUCCAAGAGCAGCACCUCGCUUUCUCGGAGCGGUUGGCGCCGCUCGUUGGGGUCCUGGACUUCCAUACAGGGGAGGCCAGUUGGUAG
Trametes versicolor FP-101664 SS1 is the source of this 1806-nucleotide messenger RNA. RefSeq lists its product as uncharacterized. The transcript is spliced from 2 exons. NCBI's taxonomy places the organism in Eukaryota, Fungi, Basidiomycota, Agaricomycetes, Polyporales, Polyporaceae. Gene Ontology annotation, molecular function: protein binding. The record is from RefSeq and is a predicted model, not a curated record. Bases 1 to 1806 code for a protein of 601 amino acids.